This is a messenger RNA of Girardinichthys multiradiatus, 2208 nucleotides long. RefSeq names its product SE-cephalotoxin-like. The record is from RefSeq and is a predicted model, not a curated record. The transcript has 2 exons. NCBI's taxonomy places the organism in Eukaryota, Metazoa, Chordata, Actinopteri, Cyprinodontiformes, Goodeidae. Bases 433 to 2052 code for a protein of 539 amino acids.
CACACCACACUUUUCAGAUUGAACUGUUUUUCUUCAGUAAGGUCUGAUCUAUAAAGCACCUGUAAAAUAUGCAGGCUGUGGCAGGAACUAAAGUGUGGAAUAAUUUACAGGGUGUGAAGACUUUUACAUGGCUUUAGACUUACAAACUUUUUUUGGCAUGUUAAGCAAAGGUUGAGCCUUAUGGAUCUGUUUUAAAGUUGACCUCUGAGAGGACUUUGACUUGUCAACAAUGACGACAUUAUCACAGCAAAGAAAUGGACUGAACUGGACAGAACUGGACAGAACUCAUGGACCUGAGAAGGAGGUGGGACUUUCAGUCCUUUAAAGUUAGCUGCACUAUUCCUGCAGAGGGCAGAAGUUUCCUCUUUCCUUCUAACGAGCUGCUGAUCACCCCACUGGACCUCCAUCUGCUCCACAAACAUCUGAUCAGUUAUGGUGUCUUCACUGAGGUCUGCCUCAGUUCUGCUGGCUUCUCUCAUCCUUCAUUGGACCUCUGCUUGCACCCAUUUCUCCACGGAUCUGUCAGAAGUGAAAAGGAUCAAGAAAGAUCUGGCCUUUGAAGACAGAGAAAAAACAGAUAGGAUCUUAAAUCUGGGAAAAGACAUUCUGUCCCUUCUUAAAGAUGGUGUAGAAACAGUGAAGGAAAACAACAUAAGGGAUAUAGUAAAGAACCUGUCUGUCUUCGCUGGCUUAGCACCAGGGAUUGGUGCUGUAGCCUUCUCGAUCAUCAACAUGGUGUUGAUAUUGAUCCCUCAGGAUGACCCAGUUCUGACUGAGGUAAAGAAAGGGUUUGCUGAGGUGAACCGGAAGCUGGACUCUCUCUCCUUCCAGAUCUCCAACCUGGCAACAGAUGUAGAAUGGUUCAACUACGCCAGCGUCUACUCUAGAGACGAAGUCACCAUCCUCAAUGCCUGGGACAAGUUCAAUGACCUUCGUCAGAACAGUAACUUGGUGCAAAGUGCAGAAGACAGACUCAGACUGGCUGAAAUAUUCACCAGCUACUAUGAAUUCUCAGGAGCUGAGUCCAGUGUGUCCAAUCUUUACCGCUACCUGACAGUCGACAGCACGUCUCUGAGUGCAAACCUCAACAAUCUGCUGAAGAAGAAGUUUAAAUGUGACAUUACUAAGAUUGGUAAAUAUAAUUUGUAUUUUAGCAGCUUGUUGUGGAAGGGGAUGGUGCUCAACGAGUUCUACUGGAGACUGAUUGGUUUCAACACCACGACCAAAGAAGAUAAACAUGUGCAGAUGUUCAAGAAGGUUUCUGAAGCUCAGUUAGCAGCCAUAGACUACUGCUUGCUGAACUAUGAAGAUUACAUGAAGAAAGAUGUGGUGGAGACUGUCAAAGGACUCAGCACUGAUGACAAACAGGCCAUCGCUCUUAAGGUGAAAGAAGUUCUGGACCAGAAGUACAACUGGUACAGCUGGGUGGUGGUGGUGUACAACAAGGCAAACAAAGACAAUCACAUCGUGCUUGAAGCCACUGAGAUUGAUGCAGGAGACACCAUUGUGCUUGUCAGGUUCGUUCGGGAUGGUGACAUGAAGUUCCAAGACCAUGGAAAGAGAAUGGUACAAAAUUGCUUUAGAGGAAAAUCUUGUUCUAAUCUUGAACCAGACAAGUGCAAGUACACUCAUAAUCCUCCGUAUGAUGUCUCUGGCCAUGAAUCUGGUUCUUUGACAAUCAUUUUCAAUCAAUACGCCACAGUAACACAUGCCUUCUAUGUUGAAGAUGCUGUAGAGGUCCCAGCACCUUUUCAUCAAGAGGACUGUAGUUGGAGUACAUUUUCUUCGGGUAAAGUUUCUUUUCAUUACUCUAGAGAACAGUCUGUCUGCAAUGAAGACAAAUGCCAGAACAAUGGCUUGUGUGAGAGAGUUCUGGAGUCCAACCAGUGGUUCUGCAGGUGUAAGAAUGGAUUCUAUGGAGAACAUUGCGAGCUGCAGACCAGUAAGACUCCGGAGAUGAAAGACCAAUUUACACCUUUUAGAACCAUUAAGGGCAUGCUGAAACUGCUUGAGUCCAAAGUGGACGCCAUGAACAAAUGUCAGACUUCUUAGGAGAUUUCAGCAGAAUACGAAUGAUUCAAUGCCAACUAAUACCUGAAACACAUCUGAAAACAGAAACCUGCAGAUGUUUCACAUGACAUUAUGGUCCAGUUCAAUGGCAGGACGAAUUUCUGUCAAAUUAUUGUCAAUAAAAAACACUGAAAGACA